Pimephales promelas (fathead minnow) is the source of this 4821-nucleotide messenger RNA. It is a transcript of the gene esrra, whose product is annotated as estrogen related receptor alpha. NCBI's taxonomy places the organism in Eukaryota, Metazoa, Chordata, Actinopteri, Cypriniformes, Leuciscidae. Gene Ontology annotation, cellular component: nucleus. The record is from RefSeq and is a predicted model, not a curated record. Gene Ontology annotation, biological process: regulation of DNA-templated transcription. Gene Ontology annotation, molecular function: sequence-specific DNA binding; zinc ion binding; nuclear steroid receptor activity.
UGGACGUAACGGAGAAACAGCAGACGCAAGAGCAGAGAGGGAGGAGAAUCAACGAGGAUAUACGUAACCGGGAUCUCAGCUGUAUUAGCGGAAGACAGGAUUCAGGCUUCCAGUGACAACCGAAACAGCAAUAUGAGGAACUAGUCCCGGGAAGAGCGAAUCAAACAUGGAUUAAACAUACGCGCUCUCUCAACUGACUGCCCUCGCGCCGCCAUUCAUUCAAAUUAUCGAGUAGUUGCAUUGAUUCUACGUCACAUAUAGCCUACCGUAUCGUACGUAGUACAGCACCAGAAUUGCUAAGUAAGGUAGCCCACCUCAGCAAAUAGGUAGACUGUAUCUGAUCUUUAAAUCCGCGUGCAGGACCAGACAUAGCGUUGUAAUUUAUGUGAUAGUCCUUUGUAGGAUUUACUGUUUUGCUCACUGGUUUCCUUGGUGGUUUUCGAGGCACCAGCAAUGUUCCCUGAAUUACUGGGUUCCUGAUACCCAGUGUGAACUGACCUGCAGUCUUCUGACUCCAAAAUAAAGUGAGAUUUUCAGCAUACGCAACAAGACUAAAGACCUUCGGCUUUUGAGCAAAAGGUAUCAUGUCUUCCAGAGAGCGACGCUCCGACCUGUACAUAAAGGCUGAACCCAGCAGUCCUGAGGGAGGAGGAGGAGGAGGUGGAGUAGGAGGCGGCGGCGGGAGGACCAGCCCGGGAGGAGCGUCCUCAGACUCCUCUCAGAGUGCAGGAGGGGGUUCCAGAGGAGAGGGUGCUGGCCGCUACUCCCCGCCCCUUUACACCCCUGCUCUACGUUGCCAUUUUAAGGAGGAGGGUGCAGAUGGAGCCGAGGAGGGCUCUACCGGCAGCGGGGGAGGCCGCUGCAAGUAUGCACUAAGCACGCUUCCCAAAAGGCUGUGCCUGGUGUGUGGAGAUGUGGCGUCUGGCUACCACUACGGAGUGGCUUCAUGUGAAGCCUGUAAGGCUUUCUUCAAAAGAACCAUACAGGGCAAUAUUGAGUACAGUUGUCCCGCCUCUAAUGAAUGUGAGAUCACCAAGCGCCGCAGGAAGGCCUGUCAGGCAUGUCGCUUCACCAAGUGCCUCAAAGUAGGCAUGCUCAAAGAAGGAGUCCGCCUGGACAGAGUCAGAGGAGGACGGCAGAAGUACAAGAGACGCCCAGAGGUGGAGAAUGCCACGUACCAGAGCGCACCGAUACCUUUAAGAAAAGAGGGAGAGAAGGGUUCAUCCAGCAUCAUUGUGUCUCAUCUGCUGGUGGCGGAGCCAGAAAAGCUGUUUGCUAUGCCAGACCCCUUGCAGCCCGACACGGCCCAGCGGACGCUCACCACUCUCUGUGACCUGGCCGACCGGGAACUAGUUGUUAUCAUCGGCUGGGCCAAGCACAUUCCUGGCUUCCUCUCUCUGUCACUGGCGGACCAGAUGUCCGUGCUGCAGUCGGUGUGGCUGGAGGUGUUGGUGUUGGGGGUGGCUUACCGCUCUCUCGGCUGCGAGGAUGAGGUGGUGUUUGCCGAGGACUUCGUGCUGGAUGAGGAGAUGUCUCGUGUGGCCGGUCUGACCGAACUCAAUGCUGCCAUCAGUCAGCUUGCACGCCGUUUCAGGGUCCUGCAGCUGGACCGCGAGGAGUUUGUCAUGCUCAAGGCCAUCGCGCUCACCAACUCAGAUUCGGUGUACAUUGAGGACAUGGAGGCCGUGCAGAAGUUACGGGACCUGCUGCAUCAGGCUCUGCUGGAGAUGGAGGUCCAGCGACGCCCUGACGACCCCCAGCGUGCCGGACGCCUCCUCCUCACCCUGCCUCUCCUCAGGCAGACCGCUGGCCGGGCCCUCACCACCUUCUACAGCAUCAAGACCCGCGGCGGGGUGCCUAUGCACAAACUCUUCCUGGAGAUGCUGGAGGCCAUGAUGGACUCGCCCUAGAGAAUAAAUGACGGAGGAAUGAAGGGCGGCAAAAAGUUUGCCCCAAGUCUUUUUUUUUGUCGCAAGGGCUGCAAGAGCCAAAAGAGAACUUUUUUUCAUAAGGGUUGAAUACGAAGAAGACGCUUUGUGUAGCUGUCCGCUAGUACUGGUCUUUCACAUCCAAUCGUCCUCCUCCAUUUGAUUUCAAUGGGUCAACCAUAGGCUUGGGUCAGUUCAGACACUUCAUAUCUAUAUCAGUCAGUGUUAGGUAAACCACAGACAACGUGUGAUUCAUUCUGUCACCUCACGGCCAUUUCUAGGAACUAACCAUUACUGUAAACUCAGAGAAAUUUACGUGCCAAGGGCGCCUACUGAGACUGCAGCAAUAUGAACUCUCACCUGAAUCAUACGAUUCAGUGAUUUCUCCUCAUUUACUGAUAGUAGGCCACCAAUCACUACAGUUCCAAUCAAGCGAUUAAAGCUUUUUCUCUCCUUAAAUGGGUGCAUCAAAGGCACUUGUGGAAAGUUAAUGUCUUUUAUAAUGCGUUCGCCAUACUACAAGUGCUAUCUAACUUUGUCCCGCUAGCUUUUUGUGGAAUAUGCAAAACAUAAGUCAAGACUUACUGGAGAUGUACACUGGUACUGCAACAUCAUAUUACGGAAAGCAAUACGAAAGACUUCCUAACCCAUUUGAUGUCAGCCAUUUUUUUGGAACGAGAGGCUGCUCUGUCACGUCCUGCUUUGAAACUAAAUUUAGCUGUGUGGAGUAGUCGCAUAACAGACACUUUUUUUUGAUUGUAGAAAAUUUCCAAGAAAACCAGGCCGUCUUUUGUAUAAUAGGCAGUUGUUUUAAAGAUUAACGUCAUCGUUUUUGGGAUAUGGACUGUUUGAACAGGAGACUAUGGGUACUAUGAAUGCUGAACUGAAUUAACAAUGCGUCUAAAUCAGGGUAAACGGAGUUUGUUCCUCCUGUAGUCCACUACUGUAGUUUUUUGCUGUGAUUCUUUGUUUGGACGCCUUGGGACCUUCCGGUGACGCCCUCGAUUCAUCAGAUGAUACUGGUCUGCUCGUCACCUAUUGAGCCACUGGUCGUCCAGAGAAAAGAUCAUAUUCCGUGUCGUAAUCCUCCAUUUUUACAUGGACCCAGCCGCCGGACAUUGCCUCCGUCAUUCUGUGAUAUUCAAAGUCAAACUGAAAGCCUCUGUGGUUUAGAGCAACAUUAAAUGCAAAUUGGAAAGCCUCAUGAGAUGGGCUCCAACAGAGCCGUCGCUUCGAGAGACUUCGUCGGGUUCUUUUAAGAUAUGUUUGCGUAGUCUCCUCAUAGCUGUUUGUUUGCAGACACUCGUCUGAUAUUAUAUGCAAUCAUACUCCGUUUAGAGUGCUACAACUCCGCUACCUUUUAUUUAUUCGACACAUGUGAAAACAGGAGGAAGAAAAGCCAGUUGCCAUUUUGGCCUCUUUACCAAUUUAAGUACUAAAAAUGAAAACCACUGACGUGCAGAGACAGACCUCGGAGGUGACGCCACAUUUUCAGGGUGAUUUUCACUGUAUGACGUUUACAGCAAUGAUUGUAUGAGCGCUCUGAAAGUGGUUCACUGCAAAUACACGCCAUAGACGAGAUGGAAAGAAUCUUCCAUGGUUGAUAUUUAUGAUAUUUUCAAUCUGGGUCUGCAGACUAGUUUCGGCCCGAAAAUUGUGAUGCAGGCCUUUUGGAUGAUCAUAUGAGUUGCUGUUGCUCAUGGCAUGGUUUUAGGUUUUUUUUUUUUUUUUUUCAUAUACUACUCUAUGAAGCUUGGCCUCAGGUUUGGUAUUGAAAUAAAGCAAUUCAUUUGGGAGAUUGUUAUAAAAUGUCUGUUUUGUAUUGAAUUGUUUUUUUAGAUUUCUCUUUUUGUGGUUGAAGUACUAACUUUAAGACAUAUGAAAGCCAGUGGACAUUAUAUUCCUGUCUGUGUGUGUGUGUGUGUGUGUGUGUGUGUGUGUGUGUUGUUGACAUUUCUAUUCAAAAUAGUCUUGCCGUUCCAGGCACUAAUAUAUGUGUUGAUCACUGCAAACCUUCCUCUUUUUCUCUCUUUUUUUUUUAAAUACUGCCAGUUCGGCUGUUAUUGGAAUUUUGGUAUAUUUCAAAAAACUCAAUAUAAUUUGAUUCCAUCUAUAUGCAUUUAUCGAAGCUAAAAUACAAGGGUUUUUUUCCUAACAUUUCAGUAUGUUUUUUUUUAUAUACACAGGAGCUAAUGUCUCUCCUAAGUGGUUAUUGGGAUGUCAUGGUUUGUGUACAUAACCACGAAUGAGUGGGUCCAUUCAAAGACGGCUGUAAAAUAUGUCAAUGUUUGUGUCAAUAAUAACUCUAAUAUAAGGAUGAUAUUACAGUAGUGUUUUCAUAAUGGUAAGCAUUAUAUAAAGCCAUUUUGUCUGUCAGACUUAGAACAUAACAAAUGAUUGAGAGAUAAAUUAAAUUCAUGGCUUGGUGUUUUUGUGUGUCUGUGUAUAUUUAUGUAAAUGAGCAAUACCAGAAUUUACCAAAAUGUUGUUUUUCUUCACAUUUUACUGUAUUCAUAUACUGUAAAUCAAACCUCAACAGUAACACUAGUGAUAACAGUCAAUAGUAAUAAGUACAGUAAAGAGCAAAUCAAUAUUUGUAUUUCAAAAUAUUGUAUUUAAAAGAUUAAAAUCUAUUUUUUACUCAAUUUGCGGAUGUUUAUUAAUAUUAUUGUUCUGGUAUUUGUUUUGGUUGAAGUCAAAUGAUUGUAAAUGUCUGUGCUUUGUUUCCUUUUUGUAAAGCUCAGUGGUUCAGCAGUAGUGAUACACUUUGUUCAUAUUGAAUCACUGUGAAGAGAAAGCAAACACUAAAACAACGGGAAAAAUAGAGGUAUUUUAAAAUAUUGUCAGUGUCAAUGUUUUUUUUUUUUUGUAAUAAAUUAACAACCGUCAGUCA